UUCAACUACGCAUGUCUGGCUUCCUUACCAACGUGCACCUGUUGAAUAGAAAUGCUGUCACAUUUGUUGGGAAAACAUCAAAGUAAUGUGAAAGGAAUGUGAUAUUUUUAAAUACAAAAUGCAGAUAAAGACUACUUUAAUUUAUUGUGCAUGAUUUAGUAUCUUAGUAUGUCCCAUGGCAAGUCAACCUAAAAAGUCAGCUAUGAAGAAAGAUUCUGGAGAGAAGGGAGAUAAAUCUCGUCCAGUCUCAUCUAAAUUAACAAAAAGGGAGUCUUCAGCCAAAAUAGUAAAUAGCAAUACAAAUGGAUUGUUUAGCAAAUCAAAACAGGAUCAAAUACUCAAAGACAAUUCAGAGUUACAAGCUGAAGUCAAAUCUUUAAAUUCUAGAAAUUUGGAACUAAUGGAAAGAUUAAGACUUAUAACAACUGAUCUUGUUGAACAUUCCAAAUCAAAAGGGUACAAAUAUAGUGCAAGUAAUCAAAACAUGGAUGUGCUGGAUUUACCAAUAGGAAACAUUUCUGAACUUAUUGAGUUUUUGACACAUGGGAAAGAUCCUAGAAAUAGGGCUUCUAUAGAAACACGGGUAGAGGAACUAGAAACAAGAAUUACUCAUUUGAAUAUGGAAUUAGCAAAGAUGUUGGAACUGAGAAUUAACUAUGAACAUGGACUAGAUGCAAUUCAAAACUGUAAUAAUUUGUUUGAUGCUCAAAAUAGAGCUAGAUUUUUGUUAUAUGAAACAAAAGGGAGUAGGCUGUUUACUUUCCUAGAAAAAGAUCAGUUUGGUGUUACUGAGGAAGAAAUAACUAACAACCACAAUACCUCAACUACAGUGACAACCUCAGAAGUCAAACCUAGUAUUACUCAUACCGAGUCCAUUAUCAAAAAACUUAAAACCUUAGAUUUAACACCGCCCAUUAACAAGUUACCAGGAGAAACACAUAUAAAGAAAAUGGACAAAGACCUUGAGCAAUACAUCAUCAAUGAACUAAGUCUAUGUAAAGGAAAUGGUGCGGAUUGGAGACUGUUUGCUGAGAGAGUAGGGAUAUCUACAGAGACUGUGGUACAGUGGAAAAAAUGGAAGUUAGAAUUACCUAUGAAAUAUGUGUUAGAGACUUGGUCACACAGUCCAGCAGCUACAAUGAGAAUGUUACAUAGACAUUUAGUCUCACCACAACUUAGAAAUACUCUUCUUGCCAAAAGAAUAAGUGAUUUUUAUAAAGUUGAUUAGUAAUAAUAUCAUAUGAAUGCAAUUAUAAAUUAUUUAUGAAACUCCUGCACUAAUAAUGAAUUAAAGGAAUAUGUAUGCAAACAUGA
Molecule: messenger RNA, 1314 nt
Organism: Mytilus trossulus (common blue mussel)
Lineage: Eukaryota; Metazoa; Mollusca; Bivalvia; Mytilida; Mytilidae
Exons: 6
Coding region: 176-1228 (350 amino acids)
Biological process (GO): signal transduction
Molecular function (GO): protein binding
Source: RefSeq, a predicted model, not a curated record